GCGUGAAAGCAGCCGCUACUCGAGAUUUUACGGUAAGUUGGACCUGUAGAACGCUGUAGGACGCUGCCUACGUAGAGCAUUGCACGCGUGGAGAGUCUGGUCUGGGUGUGUGGAUGGAAGGAGAGUCUCUGAAGUUUGGACAGUCGGUGGAGAUCAUAAUGUAGGCUUCUAGUCUUCAACACGUCGGAUUAUUCUUCAGUCUCAGCGGAUUUCGUGGAGGUGGUAAAGGUGUGAUCGGUCAGUAGCAUCAUGGCAAGUCUGGAGGAGAAAACAGAGAAGCAGUGGUUUCACUCUGAGGAGUGCGACACCUGUCUGAAUGAAGAACAACUCGACUCCAUCAGAAACAACAGCGAUUUGCGAAAGUUUUUCGUGGUGCAUCAUCUAGCUGACCUCAAGGAGGAAGGAAUAUCUCCAUUUCUCCAUAACACACCCAUCACCUGCAAAGUGGAAAACACUGAGAGAUACACAACUCGUUCCAAGGUGCGUGUGUGCACUCUGUAUACGGUGCGUCUGACCCAUGGUGAGUUCACCUGGACAGUGAAGAGGAAAUAUAAGCAUUUUCAGGAGCUGCAGAGGGAUUUGUACAAACACAAGAUGAUGCUGCAGUUUCUUCCCCUUGGGAGGUUUGCCAUUCAGAGGCAGCAGUUGGAGAGCAUGAGUGAGGAGAUGCCCACUCUACACGGCACAGAGAGGAUGAGGAGGACGUCCAGCAAACCGAAAUAUCUGGAGGAGUAUCUGAACAGCCUGCUGGAGAACACGUUCUGCAGGAACUACAGUGGCAUGCUGGAAUUCCUUGCAGUCAGUCCUCUCUCCUUUAUCAAAGACCUCGGACCCAAAGGCCUUGAAGGUUUUAUUUCGAAGAGGUCAGGAGGACACCGCAUUCAGGGCCUCAACUGCUUCGGCCAUCAUCAAUUCUGCUUCCGCUGGUCACACCGCUGGCUGGUGGUCAAAGACUCCUUCCUGCUCUACAUGUCCAGAGAUCCUGGGCUGGUGUCGUUUGUGCUGCUCUUUGAUCCUGAGCUGAAGGUUCUGGUGGGCCGCUGCUACACCGACACCAAACAUGGAGUGUGCAUCGAAAACUUCAGCAGGAAGUUGAUCAUUAAGUGCAACAGCUACAGGCAAGCUCAGUGGUGGAGUCAUGAGAUUCGUCGUCUGUCUGAACGCUGCGAUUUCCUCCAGAUGCAUCGCUUCGAGGGCUUCGCCCCGCCCAGACCUCACACCUUCACUAAAUGGUAUGUGAACGGCAGUGGCUAUUUUUCGGACCUGGCAGAUGCACUGGAGAAGGCGAAGGAAGAGAUCUUCAUCACUGACUGGUGGCUGAGCCCUGAAGUCUUCCUCAAACGUCCCGCCAGAGGAACGUACUGGCGUCUGGACCAGAUCCUCAAACGCAAAGCAGAGCAGGGUGUAAAGGUGUGCGUACUCUUGUAUAAGGAGGUGGAGUUGGCUCUGGGCAUUAACAGUGACUACAGUAAGAGAGCCCUGAUGAAUCUGCACCCAAACAUCAAGGUGAUGCGUCACCCUGAUCACGUGGCCUCUGUGGUGUUCUUGUGGGCUCAUCAUGAGAAGAUGGUAGUCAUCGACCAAACCGUGGCAUUUGUAGGCGGGCUGGACCUUGCCUUUGGGAGAUGGGAUGACAGUAGCUACAAGCUGAUUGAUGUGGCUCCUUCCAAAACAGCUAAUCACAGUCCAAGACCAGUGCCAGAGACGGAAGGGGAAGAUGGGUCUGCCAUUCCUCUUUCUGAUGGGGAUCCUGGGGAAGCUCAUGAUGAGGUGGAUUUGAGCUGUAGUUCUCUCUUAUGGCUGGGCAAGGAUUACAGCAACUUUAUCAAGAAAGACUGGACACAGCUGGACCAGCCUUUCCAAGAUAAUGUGGACCGGACCCAGGUGCCGCGUAUCCCAUGGCGUGACCUUGGAGCAGUUGUUCAUGGGAAAGCUGCCAGGGACCUGGCACGGCAUUUCAUCCAGCGCUGGAACUUUACCAAGAUUUUCAAGAUAAAGUACAAAGAUAAGUUUUACCCAUGUCUGCUGCCCAAGAGCCACUUCACUGCCAGUGACCUUCCCUUUACUGUGCCUGGAGCAGCAAAAGCAUCUGUACAGGUUCUGCGCUCAGUGGAUCGCUGGUCAGCGGGAACGUGCGAGUGCUCCAUCCUCAAAGCCUACAUACACACCAUUGAGAACAGCCAGCAUUACAUCUACAUAGAGAAUCAGUUCUUCAUCAGUUGCGCCGAUGAGAAGAAUGUUCACAACACCAUCGGAGAUGCCAUCGUUAAGAGGAUCCUGCGUGCCCACAGUGAGAAGAAGAAGUACCGCGUGUUUGUUGUGGUCCCUCUCUUACCUGGCUUUGAAGGAGACAUUGCUGAAGGAGGAGGCAGAGCCAUACAGGCGAUACUGCACUUUACCUACAGGACGAUGAAUCGUGGCGAGUUAUCCGUUCUGUCAAGACUGAAGGAACAGAUGCAGGAUGAAUGGACACAGUAUAUCUCCCUGUGUGGCGUGCGCACACACUCGGAGCUCGGCCAGACGCCCAUUACUGAACUCAUUUACGUCCACAGCAAAGCCCUGAUCGCUGAUGACCGCUGCUACAUCAUCGGUUCGGCUAACAUUAAUGACCGCAGCAUGCUGGGCUCUCGGGACAGCGAGCUGGCCGUGCUGGUGGAGGACGAAGAGAGGGUCCCGUCACGCAUGAACGGAGAAGAGUACGAAGCAGGACCACUCGCACUUGCCCUGCGCAAAGAAUGCUUCAGGGUCCUGUUGGGGGCGGAAUCUGACCCACCUAUUGAUAUUGAUGAUCCAGUCAGCGAUCAAUUCUUCAAUGAUGUCUGGAAUAAAAUCGCCCAAUCAAAUGCUUCCAUCUAUGAAACGGUUUUCCGGUGUCUUCCGUUGGACUCGAUCCGUAACAUGCGCGAGCUGCAGGAACACGUGAGCACACGGAACCUUGCCCAGACAGACCCAGAGCAAGCCAGCCGCGAGCUUCAGGCUAUCAGGGGCAUCCUCGUUCACUUCCCCCUGCACUUCCUGUGUGAGGAAAACCUGCUCCCACCACCCGGCACAAAAGAGAGAAUGGUCCCUCUGGAGGUGUGGACGUAGUAUGGGCUGGACAGUGGAGUUGGUGUGAUAAGCAGACACGGACCAAAAGAAAAUAAUCUGAACCUGUAAACACUCAUUAUCUACCCUAUACUGACUGAACUGGAAGUCGUGGGUUUAGCAUGAUAACGGACCAAACCACCUGCACUAAUGUGAUAGAGAAUAUGGGUUGGUGGUUGGAGAGAGAUUUGUCUAACCACAUUGAAGUGUGCUAUAGCUUCUAUUGUCUCAUUUUCUUUCUCUGUGGGAGCGACGGGGGUAGGGGUGUAAAUCUCUGUCCUCACAAUUUGAUUUGAUUAUGAUUCUUUAGGAAAUGAUUCACUGCAGUCAUGAAAUGUCACCUUAAUUCAGUUUGAUUGAAAUUUUUUAGGAAAUGAUUAAAUGAUUCAGUGCAUCUUCAGCCUUCACCACCAAUUGGAUUGGAUUCUGACUCUGUAGAGAAAGAUUCAGUGAAUCAUUUAGCGCAUCACAAGAUCAUAUUUCAACAUGAUUCACUACAAGUCAGUUUUGAUUCUUUAGGAAACGGUUUGGGAUAUCAUCAAAUCUCAAAUUUUGCUGUGAUUCGAUUAGAUUUGUUUCUUAUUCUUUAGGGAAUGGCUCACUGUGGAUUCACCGUGAUUUGAUUCAGUUAUGUCUCUUUAGGAAAUGAUUAUAGGCAUCUUCAGUUUUCACAAUUCGAAUCCGUUACGCCUCUUUAGGAAACAAUUCAGUGCAUCACAAGAUCAUAUUGCACACUUAUUUGACACAAGCUGAAUUUUGAUUCUUUCAGAUUUGACCAUGAUUUGAUUUGAUUUCAUGGUAUGAUUCAGAAUCUUUUGCAAAUAUACACAGUGUGCACAAAUGUGACUGGAUUCUUACAUUUGAAAAAGCAUGAGAAUGUUAUUUCGAGCCAAAAAAUGAGUGCACACGUUACUGAAUAUUCGUAUAAUCGAUGCUAACAUUCCAAAAUUGAUAUAUACAAUUUAUGAAACUUCAGAUAGAUGGGGUGCAGUUUUACCCCCUAGACAGAAUCCGUGUGGCAAUCUCACAGAGGAAAGUGUGAGUUAUCCUGCAGAUAAUCAGCAUCACCACCACAGUGGUGCUUUCACAGGAUGGAUUUGCAGCAAUAAGGAUCAUUCAAAAUGGCUCAGUGGAAGCUAGCAUGCUAAUCUGCACUAGUCUGAGUUUGCUGUUUUGUAAAAUGGUGGAUGGUGUGAAGUGGUGUGUGUGUGUUGUGUGUGUGUGUGUGUGUGUUUGAGAGGAGUGAGGUGAGCACAGUGGAGUGUCUCGGAUGAAAUGAACAGAACAGAACGUACGUUUAUUAUUGCAAAGGCGCGUAGGUGGAUAGCAUCGCUUUCUCUGCCUUCUUCCCUAUAUCUCUUUUACUUCUCUCCCUCUCUCCCUCUCUCCCUCUCUCUCUCUCUCUCUCUCUAGUGCCGCACCUCUCUGUGCAGUGCCAGCAAAUCUGUCAGAACAUUUGUGGUUGUUAUGGUGACGGGUAUAAAGAGCUGACGGGGUCGCGGCUGCCGUGAGAGUGAGUGAGGAAGAGAGUGAAAGAGAGAGAGAGAGAGAGAGAGAGAGGAAACUGGGGAGAGGAAGUCUAGAUAAACAGCGGCUCAGGAGGGGGAAAAAAGAAAUUGGAAGAGUGUAAUAAAAGGCUAUCGACGAGGAGAGAGAUGAGCUGGAGGAAGAGAGUGGCAAAGUUUUGGGUGGGGCAUGCAUUUUGAGAAACAUGACAUGAA
Messenger RNA from Colossoma macropomum (tambaqui), 4805 nucleotides. RefSeq names its product phospholipase D2 (gene pld2). Gene Ontology annotation, molecular function: D-type glycerophospholipase activity; phosphatidylinositol binding. NCBI's taxonomy places the organism in Eukaryota, Metazoa, Chordata, Actinopteri, Characiformes, Serrasalmidae. The record is from RefSeq and is a predicted model, not a curated record. Bases 250 to 3087 code for a protein of 945 amino acids. The transcript has 25 exons. Gene Ontology annotation, biological process: phosphatidic acid biosynthetic process; cell motility; intracellular signal transduction.